CGGGUGCGUGUGCGCGCAGGCGGAGGAUCGCCGAGCCGAGCCGUUCCGUGCAGCAGGCACAAGCCGCUGGGCGCGCAGGAGGAGCCGCAAAAAAAUCCAGCAGCCGCUACUUGAACCUGCGAGGAAAGAGCAGAGGGAGCGUCGGGACAAGAGCGUACACGAGGCCAGAGAUCCAAAAUGGGAGGCAAGAUGAGCAAAAAGAAGAAGGGAUACAACGUAAACGAUGACAAGUCCAAAGACAAGGAUGCCAAAGCAGAGGGGGCCUCUGCCGAGGAGAGCGAAGCGCCGAAGGACAACAAGGACGAGGCCCCGGCCGCCGGCGACGCCAAGGAGGUAGCGAAUGACACGGCAGCCAAGGAGGCGCCGGCGGCAGACGCUGCAGCUCCCAAGGAGGAGGAAAAGAACGCAGCCCCCGACGCGAAGGAGUCCGAGAAGCCCGCCGCCAACGCCGAGCCGAAAACAGAGGCGCCGAAGAGUGCGGAGCCCGCCAAGGCCGAGGAGAAACCAGCUGCACCCGCCCCGGCCAAAGAAUCCGCCCCCGCCGCCAAGGAGCCCGAGGCGAAGGCCGCGGCUCCUGCCCCAGCAGCCGAGGUCAAAGACGAGGCCGACGCCAAAAAGACUGAGGCCCCCGCGGCACCAGCAGCCAAAGCCGAGGCGGCCCCCGCUGCCUCCCCCGACCCCAAGCCCACAGAGGCGGCAGCUCCCGCGGCGCCGAAGGAGGCCGCCGCCCCCGCGCCUAGUUCAACACCAGCUGCUGAACCUCCCCCCAAGGAGGCCAACGCCACAGAGGCACCAAGCAAGGAUCAAACCGUAGCAGUUCAAGAUUAAUGGACAGCUUCUUUUCGGAAAUGAAGAAAUAAAUUACCUAACUCAACAACAAUGAAGAUAAAAAAAAAAAUGAAAAUGAAAUUUACUAGCCCACCCAUAUUAUGAUAAUAACAAUAAUAAUAAUAAUUGUAAUGAGGAUUUAUUGAAUGAGGAGGACUGGAGCAACCACCUGGAGAAGUUCCCCACCGCUGCCGAUGAUUAUUGCUAUUAUUAUUGUUAUGUUUUAUUCUAUUUUUUUCUGCUGUAGUAUUUGAACUUUGAUACGAGUCUGUGUCGGCCGUACGCCUCCACCAUCCCGCCGCCAUCCCACCGCCAUCCCGCCGCCAUCCCGCCGCCAUCCCGCCGCCAUCCUCCCUCUCACUCACGCGGCCCUGAGGUUUAACCCCAUUCCCAUUUUCAGCCCAUAGACACCUGCGUUCAUACGUUCACCUGCACCCUCCGCUCUGUGGACAUUAGGUUUUCUUUGGGGAGGGGGGUCAGUGGUUCUGAUGGAAGGAGGGGGAAAGGUUGAGAAAGUAAAACUUCACCAGCUGGACUUCUAUCGAAUCUGUCCACUCUUCAGCUCUCCUCCUCCUCCUCCUCCUCCAGAGUGUUGUGUUCUUGGCUCUGACCUGGUAUCUCCAGGUAUCUCCAGUUCUUUUUUUUUUUUUCAGUGGUGUGGAGUUGUGGUUGUUUUGGGUUGUUUUUUGUUUGUUUUUUUUGGUGUGUGUGUUUUCAUUUCUUUUUCAUUAUUUUAAUUCAUCUUGUUGGGUUGUGUUGUCGCCGCCCAUCGUCCCCUCCGAACGCCGCUCUAAUCUCAGAGACGAAGGGAUGAGAACAUUCAGGCUUUCUUAGACGUUGGGGGGGUUGAACAAGGCCGGCUUUGCAGAGAAAAACACAUUCUUUGAAGUAUUAAUACAGCUGUAGGAACUUUUCAGAUAAACUUCUACAUUUUGUACUGAAACCCUUUAGAUAUAUUCUGAGUAAGUGGGGUUUUUUAACAUUUGUAAUUCUUAUAAAAUCUGCAAAGCCUCGCCGAGGCACCUUCACAAUGUUCUAAGAACGUCAAUGAAAAAUCUCUUGAUCCUCCAUCUACAUCCGGGGACUAACAGCAGGAUGAGACUUUUAAAAAGGACCUAUCUGUUGCUGCUGCUGACCUGCGUCUCUAAAGAGAUCGUCUGAACUCGCUGAUGAUACCAACAAGGUGACAUUUGUAAAGCAACUCAAACACCCAACGUUUCUUUACGUACAAGAAGAACUUACGCUUGCUGCUAAGUAACAGACCUCCUUUGUAGUGAAGCGUCAGCAGCUAAACGUCAUUAAUAUGUUGUAAAAGAUGGAUGAAUUGUGCAACACUCAAUUCUUAUCAGGAUAUGAGUCUAAAACCACUUUAACUAAUGGAGAGUAAAAACCGUUUUCCCAACGAUUUGAUCGGUGCUGCAGAUCUUUGCAUAAAUCCAGACCAGCUUUCCGCUGCCAAACAUUAUGGAAGUUUGUCUGGCUUCCAGUCUAGAACUGAGCCGCAGCAUCGCACUAUUUCAAACUCAAUGUAUUUACACCAUUAAAGCCCUAAAGAUGAGCGAAUGCCACCGGUUUGGUAUCUGAUGCUGACGUCGCCCUCGUCUCAGAUCCGUGCAGCUCUUCGUCAUCAGCAGUCUGAUGGAUGGGGACGGAUGGGGACGGAUGGGGGCGGAUGGGGAUGGGGUCGGGAGCUAGAACGUACUGGAGGUCCACGUUUCUAUGGCAAUCACAGGCCACGCCGUCGUUAUGGGAUGGAGAAGCCUCGCACGUGGAAGGGAGCUUCUGGUUCAGUCAUCGCGCUUUUUCCUUUACUCGCUCAGAAACGCAUAUAUACAUAUAUAAAUAUUACGUAUGUGUAGAGGUAUGCAGUGGUGGAAGAAAGAAAAUGUUAACAUCUGAUUCAAAUAAAAGACAAAAGAGAGAAAGACAGAAAGAAUCCUGGGUUUACUUGUUAAUAGCAGAGAUGAAACGUUGUGUGUUCUCGUUUGAAAGACCGGACAGUUUAACCUUAAAUCUGAAAUUAUAAAACGUACUGGACUGAACGCUUCCAGCUACCAGCAUCCCCAGGACUGUGCUCAACCCCCAGGGCUCAUUUAACUGAACAUUUGUCUUUCCACCUUUGCAUAUAUUUACUUAUAUGUGUCUGCAUAUAUAUAUGUGUAUAUUUAGUCACCACUGCCGUCCACCUGCCAUCGUUUCAGCUGCAUCCGCCCGACACACAGCGUUUUCCUCCAGCACUCGUCAAAACCGUAGCAGAAACAAACAGUCGAGGAGCGUCGUGUGUCACUCGGUUCCGUUUCUCUUCCUCUAUUGACUCCGUAAAUUGCAUGUCCGUGGUUGGGUGAACCUGUAGUCCUGUCUUUUUUUGGUCAAGUGGAAAAAAAAAUAAUUAAAAAUAUAUAAGAUGAAAUAAAUAAUGAUGAUUUUCUCAGUCUGCAUCCAUGGCAACUACAGUUGAUAUUUUCACCCCAUUUCUCACCACUGCUAUCUCCACGCCGUUCAUCCAAACGAACAAAACUACAAAAAAAAGAUGAAAUAUGGAAAUUGAUGCAUUCAAAAUUAUAUGUACUUGUAUAAAUGGUGCAACCGUAAUAAAAUGUAAGAAAUUGACUUGA
Molecule: messenger RNA, 3443 nt
Organism: Mugil cephalus (flathead mullet)
Lineage: Eukaryota; Metazoa; Chordata; Actinopteri; Mugiliformes; Mugilidae
Gene: basp1
Product: brain abundant, membrane attached signal protein 1
Exons: 2
Coding region: 178-828 (216 amino acids)
Source: RefSeq, a predicted model, not a curated record